This is a messenger RNA of Crotalus tigris (Tiger rattlesnake), 6601 nucleotides long. Its product is annotated as zinc finger protein 585A-like. Bases 2022 to 5492 code for a protein of 1156 amino acids. Lineage: Eukaryota; Metazoa; Chordata; Lepidosauria; Squamata; Viperidae. Gene Ontology annotation, cellular component: nucleus. Gene Ontology annotation, molecular function: DNA-binding transcription activator activity, RNA polymerase II-specific; RNA polymerase II cis-regulatory region sequence-specific DNA binding. Gene Ontology annotation, biological process: regulation of transcription by RNA polymerase II. The record is from RefSeq and is a predicted model, not a curated record. The transcript is spliced from 12 exons.
GGGAGUUGAAGUCCACACAAGUUGAAGUUGCCAAAGUUGAGGAACACUGGCCUAGAAAGAGGUUGAAAGCUAUGUACCAGGUGACAACCCAUCCUUUCAUAAUGUUGCCAGGAAAAAGAGUGCAGGCUAUCAAACUGUUUUUUGCCUGAUUGACCUCAUGAUUGAAUGUCCAGUUUCUGCCUAUCUGCAUUGAAGCCACUCAUCAAUGCCCACAAAUACCUUCCAUAGAGCAGGGGUGGGCAACUAUUCCUGCUUGAGCAGCGGGACUACAUGACCUCCAAGGUCCCUUCCAACUCUAUAAUUCUGUCUUCUAUGACCCCCUUUAGGACCUACGGACUUCAACUCCCAGAAUUCCUGUACAAGUCAUAGUUGCCCAUUCCUGCCAUAGAGAUAAAAAAAAAAUAGCGGUGCAAUGCAGGCCCUCACUUCCGGUUCUCCUAUGACUGAUUUCCAUCUCCAGGAAAGGCGCAAAGUGGCUGUCUCGGUGCCCGUUAUUCCGACAGGAUCGCGGAAUGUGGCCCUUUCCAUCAAUCUCGGCUGCUGCCUACCCACCUUGGCAGGGGCUGAUGGGAUUGGAGUCCGAGCACCUUCUGCUCUGAGUUUCAUUUGUCUGCAUUGCUUUCGCAAUCUCAAAUCCCUGAUUUAUUUACUUAGUACUGGAUCGCCGUUUUAGUGCUCGAUUCCUCUUAGGCUUAAAAAACAAAAACAGCGCUCACCGCGAUCUCUUUAGUUAAAACGAAUUGAUCCCAAACGCGUUUCCUUUCCACCAUUUAAUCCGAAGUGAAAGUGAUUUUCCAGCCACGCCGUCCUCGGUGGCUGGAAAACGAAGCCACGUGAAUUUAUGCAAUCCAGGGAUUAAGUUGCAAAAGGGAAGGGGAAAAAAAAGGCGCCUUUCGGGUCGGGAGAAGCCACCCCAACGCGCGCUCAAUUGGUUGAUCCUUUAUUUGGAGGCGGAUCGAAACGCGCAGCGAAAGCGGUGAGUAGAGCGGGCGGUACCAUUUCAGACCCGCCCGCAGGGGGGGGACUCCGCUUUAUCCCAACCUCUUGAAACGUUACGAUUUCACACAUUAGAAAGCGAGCACAGCCAAUCAAGCCUGUUUCGCUCUUUUACAAAUCUCCCCGCAGAGGGUCUGAAUUACGGCAGGGUUGCCCUCGGGGGCAGCCAGAAAAAUGUAAAAAGAAAAAAGGGCACCUCCCUUCCUCGAAGUGGAACAAGCCAUGUCACCGUCUUCGCACCUCCCCGCCUCCAAGUGGAGCAAACCAUGUCACCAUCUUCGCGGGGGGGGGACAGGACGGCGAGAAGAGAGGAAUCCCGGGCUUCAGCCGUGGCGUUUGGGGAUAAACUUAAGCCGGCCCAGCAAUCGUAGCCUUAGACCGGAAGGAUCUUGUUCCUGGAUUUAUUUCGUAAUCGGCCGUUCGGCGCGAUCGUGAGAACCCGGCCUCUUGCGUGUCGCAAGCAGGGAAGAGGCGCCAGGGCGAAGGAGAAGCGGGGUCGCGGUGAGUUUGCUUGGAAAGAGGCCGGGAGGUGCGGAUCGGAGGGCGGCGGUGGCGAGUUCCCAAGGCGGACGAAGCCCGGCCUGGCUGACGCGCAUCUCCCGGCGAGGAGGAAACACGCAUCUCUCAACCGUAGACUUAUGCAAAAGGCUAGACUGAGAGCACCCAUUGUCUGAAGCGGGGAACGCUUUGCAAUUGCGCGGGGGAAGCCAUCUUGGUAUUGCCAGGAAAUAUUAUUCUUCCACUUGCUGGUUCAAUGGGAGAUGUCUAAGACACAAAGAGAUGAACGGUCAAAGUCCUAGAGAGGCAUCAACUUGGUAGCCUUAAAUGCACUUUUGUGCUGGGCUGAUCCUGAUGUUUUGAUGUGGGUGAGCUUUGUUGAGAAACUAACAUGUUACCAGGAAGAGCGGUGUUUUGGGGGGAUUUCCAGCUUUUUUACUUGUAAUUUCAAAGCAUCCAGCUGCUGGAUUUAACACAGGGAAGCAAGGGAAAGUCGGGGGAUUUGAUUCGACCCCACAAGGACAGACAUGGCAAGUUGCUGCUCGGUGGCUAACUGCAAAAACCGCCGGUGGCAUGGAUCCCGUGUCACCUUCCACAGGUUUCCUCUUACGAAGGAGAGGCAGUUAAAAAAGUGGAUCAAAAGUAUUGGUCGUCCGGAUUUCGCUCCCUCUUACGACGACGUCGUAUGCUCGGAACACUUCAGAAAAACGGAUUUCUGGGGAAGGAUGGCUUCUGGGAGAAGGAAUUUAAAGCCAGGAGCUGUCCCAACUAUCUUUAAUACCUCUGGCCGUUCAAAAAGAUUAAACAUUGGCAAGAGGGCUCGAAAGGAAAGCUCGGAAGAGGGGCAGCCCCUCGUCCAAGGGAAUCCACCCGGCCAUGAGCCAAGCUCUCCUCCGGGAGCUGGUGAGGGCGAUGCUGACAUCUUGUCCUCCACGAACGAUAUUGUCAUCCUAGAACAUUCUUACUCUACUCCGGCAAGUCCCAGUAAAGCAACUGCUUCUGCUGGGGAGCUCCGGGUAGCCUCCCCACAAGACCAAGCCGCCCCAGAACCCCAAGCCAGGAAGAGCCUUCGCCUUCGCCUCCGCCAGGCCCGAGCCAAAAGGGAGCUCAUGGAAAAGAUGAGACGAAACGCUUCCGAGGAGCCGGGGGUCGACUCGGAUGUGCAGCGCCAGAAUUUCCGAGACUUCUGCUAUCAGGAGAUGGAAGGGCCCCGCCACGUUUGCUGCCGGCUGUGGGAUCUCUGCCACCAGUGGCUGAAGCCUGCAAAACAUACCAAAUUGCAGAUGCUGGAAUUGGUAAUUCUGGAGCAGUUCCAGGCCAUCCUGCCCCAGGAAAUGCAGGAGUACGUCAAGGAAUGGGAGCCUUCCACUUGCGACCAGGCCGUAAGCCUGGCCGAGGAGUUCAUAAAGAGGGCGCAAGGGGAAGAGAAAAAGGCAGCUGUUGUCUCCAAAACAAAGAGGACCCCUUCACUUGCAAAGCGCACCUCGGGGUGCAGGAAGAUCGCCAAGAAGCAGGAUGCCAACUUGCAAGAUGGACGCAUGUCGGAGAGCCAGGAUCAGGCCAGCCCUCCCAGGAUUGGAGCCAAUGGAGUCAACGGUGGAGAGGAGCACCCUGAGAAUCCAGAAGGCAAUGAAGCCAGCCUGGAGGACCUGACAGAUGACAAGCAAGAACAGGAGAAGGGAGAGCAAGAGUGCCAACUGGAAGAAACGGUGGAAGUGGAUCCCGGGAGGAUUUCCUUCGAAGUGGUGGAAGAGAGUUGUACAGUACAAGAGGAGUCUCCGGCAAGCGAGAAGCCCUAUAGUUGCUCCAAGUGUGGGGAAAGUUUCGCCGAUAAAUCAUUGCUCCUUGAACACCGAAGAUCACAUCCGGGAGACAGGCGAUACGGAUGCUCCAUGUGCGAGAAGAGAUUCAACAAGAAAGCUUGCCUUCUCGCACAUGAGCGAUCCCACACAGGAGACAAGCCUUACCAGUGCUCAGAUUGUGGCAAGGCCUUCGGGCAGGAAUCAUCUCUGAUUACGCACCAGAGGACCCACACUGGAGAGAAACCCUAUGAAUGUGUGGAGUGUGGGAAGAGCUACCCCUGGAAAACAUCUCUGGCAGUUCACCAGAAGAUUCAUGCUGGCGAGACGUACUCGUGCCCCGUGUGCGAGAAAACCUUCAAUCAGAAAUCUUUACUUCGGAUACACAAGAGGAUCCACACGGCGGAAAAACUGUACAAAUGCUCGGACUGUGACCAGAGCUUCACCCUUGAAAAAUACCUUAAUGCGCACAGGGUGAGGGCUCACACCCGGGAGCGACCUCACGCCUGCUCGCACUGCGACAAAACCUUCAUCUUUAAAUAUUCUCUCAUCGAACACGAGCGCAUGCACACAGACGAGAGGCCUUAUGAAUGCUCCGACUGUGGCAAGCGCUACAAUGGCAAAGCUGCCCUGGUGGUCCACAAAAACACACACGGCGGGCAGAAAUCCUACCUGUGUCCUGAAUGUGGCAAGAGUUUCAAAACCAAGUGUGCCUUGACGGGUCACGAGAAAAGCCACAGAGGAGAGAAACCCCACAAAUGUUCGCACUGUGACAAAAGCUUCUUCUGGAAACACCGCCUUAUUCUGCACGAGAGAGUUCACACAGGGGAGAUGCCGUAUCAGUGCUCGGAGUGUGGCGAAAGCUUCCGUUACAGAAACAACCUGACCAAGCAUAAAAGGAACACGCACGAGAGACCGCGGGUGGUUGGAGAGAGGAUCUAUCAGUGCUCUAUUUGUGGCAAAAGUUUCCGCUGGAGACGGAGUUUCAUCUUGCAUGAGAGGGCCCAUGUGGGAGACAAGCCCUUUAAGUGCACCGAAUGUGGGAAAAGCUUCAUGAGCCGCGUGUCCCUCAUCGUUCACAAGAGGAUCCACACUGGAGAGAGGCCCUACAAGUGCCCCGAAUGUGGGAAAAGCUUCAUUAAGAAGCAGGCUCUCAGUAAGCACAAGACGGUCCAUACAGGCGAGAGGCGAUAUUUGUGUAAUGUCUGCGGAAGAAGGUUCUCUAACAAAGGCAAUCUGAUCAGGCACACCAAGAUCCACACGGGAGAGAAGCCCUACAGCUGCCCCAUCUGUGGGAAAGGCUUUAUACAAAAAGUAUGCCUCAUUGAACACGAACCGACCCACAGCAAGGAAAAACCCUUCAUCUGCUCUGACUGCGGGAAGAAGUUCAAGCGGAAAAGAGGGUUCCUUCUGCACUUGCGAAUGCAUCGAGGGGAGACCUUGCAAGAGUCCACCAGGAAGAGCGUCAAUGGCGGAGAUGCCUCCCCGGUGGACGGCAAGACGCCGGCGAAGGAGAGAUGCCAUCCGUGCCUGGAAUGUGGGAAAAGUUUUCACUCAAGGUGUCACCUCAUUAUGCACCAGAGGACCCACACGGGAGAGAAGCCGUAUCAGUGCCCAGAGUGUGGGAAAAGCUUCAGCCAGCAGUCGUCCCUCAACACCCACCAGCGAGUCCACACGGGCGAGAAGCCCUCUCUGUGUACAGAGUGCGGGAAAAGCUUUCACAACAAAAGCAACCUGGCUCGGCACCAGCGAAUCCACACGGGGGAAAAGCCCUUUGCCUGCCCAGAGUGUGGGAAGAGCUUCAUUCAGAAAGCAUCUCUGGAGGCUCACAAGGCCACCCACAGCAAGGAGAACCCCUUCUCCUGCGCCGACUGCGGCAAGACCUUCAAGCUGAAAAUGUCGCUCCUCACCCACCAGAGGACUCACACGGGGGAGAAACCCUACGCCUGUUCCCAGUGCGAGAAAAGGUUUAUCCGACGCUCUCAGCUGCGCAGGCACGAAAAGGCACACGCAGAAAAUCCGGAGAUAGACCCUCUUCAAGAGCUGAAGAUCUUCACCGAAGAAGAGCCCGCCACUUCUUUAGAACUGCUGGUUGAAACUGCUGAACCUACAGAACUUAGUGAACUUUCUAUGGAAGCUAUAAGCACUGCUGUGAUAAGUGUGGAUGGCAACUUAUACCUUGUGCAGACUACUGUGUAGAGCUGGAUUGUCCAUACCGAGACACUAAGUUUGGGAAUUACAGUCAAGAUAAAUCAGGCACAAAACAAAGGCUUUUCAGAAUGCUCAUCUUCCUGCUAUGCACCAACCUCUUGAGUGGUUUUGAAUCGUACAGUUAAAAAAAUAAAAUAAACCAAGUCCUUCAAAGGGACCAUACCUAACACUUUCGAUCUCCUUUCUCAACUACGGUGCCCUCAAAAGCUUCAGAAACAUUUCUCUGAAAACAGCUGACCUAGAAACACGUGGACAAGAUUUGGGGCCGAAAGAUAAAAAGUUCUUCAUCCUAAAGAUAUAUUUAUAAUUUAGAAUAUAGCUAGUUGAUCUUGGCCAUCGCAAUUCUUAAGCCUUAAUUGCGCUUUCUGUGACUGUGAGGAUAAAUUAUGGGGAGGGCGGGGGGGGCUGCAAUCUUGUGCACCUUAGAAAGGCCAAGGUAUUUAAAUGUAGUAUAUGUAUGUAAUAUAUACAUAAUGUGCCACCUGCAUCCUAAAAAGACAGCAGGGCAGUGGCAGUUUUUGGUGGAAGGUUCCGGAAGUGGGAGGUCACCACCAAGAAGGCCCUGCCUGGUGGAAACAGCUAUGAAGGCGGACCUGCUUUCCUGGGUGAGCAGCAGUUCCGAAACAAUUCAUCAGAAAGCUAACCUAUCUGUUUCUAUCAGAGGUUUUCCACCUUGGCAACCUUAAGAUACGUGGACUUCAACUCCCAGCAUGCUGGCUGGGGAAUUCUGGGUGGUGAAGUCCAGAGUUUUAAAACUGCCAAGGUUGAAACAAUGAAGAGACCCCCCUUGCCCCACCUUCUCCACCCAAUUCUUUACAACUGAAUGUGGCCGGUUAUGCCCCAGAACGGCCUUUCCCAUUCUGGUGAUCUGCAGAUGUGGUAGUUGAAGUCCCAAACAUCUGGAGGACAACAGCUGGGGCAAGGUGGCCGGGGGGGGGGUGUCUCCUGGCUCUUUGGACCGACCUGUUUAAAUCCUGCUUUGCCUUCCAGUUUUUCAUUAAUCCCGGGUGCUGCUCUAAAUGCUUCUAAUUAUUUUUGUAUCUCAGACAGAGAAAUAUUUUGGACUGCAGAGUAAAUAAAAUUACAUUCUAUACAUA